AUGCCCAGCACCGACUCGGACGGGUCAAAGUCGCUCAAAAAUGGCAUCACCAUGACGAGGGACUUUGAAAUCGUCGAGAUGAGCGACAUGAGCGCGUCGUCGAACCGGCGCUCAGGCGCGCCGCCCUUUGCCACGACUACAUCGUACGCCGUCGCCACGAACCCGCUGCCCGUCACGGCGGACGGCGACGAGAAUAUCCCACAGCGCAUGAUGGACAGCUUCAAGCGUGCGCCCGGGGCCAAGCUGGCCGACCAAAAGGGCUACCAUGUGCACGACCACAUGCCCGACGUGCAUCGCGAGCGCGAGCGGCAUUAUGAUGUGCGGGUGGCCAAUGCCAGGACCGCCUCGACAGGCCUGUCGAGAGAACUAAAGGGGAGACACUUGCAAAUGAUUGCCAUAGGAGGCUCUAUAGGCACUGGCCUUUUCGUGGCCUCUGGCAUCGCCCUCUAUCAGAGCGGCCCGGCCUCCAUGAUUCUCGCCUAUCUCUUCAUCGGCAUGAUUCAGUUCUGCAUCAUGCAAAGCCUCGGCGAGCUGGCCGUGGCCUUUCCCGUCGCCGGCUCCUUUUCUGUCUUCUCCACGCGGUUCCUGGACCCGUCGUGGGGCUUUGCCAUGGGCUGGAACUACGCCUUUCAGUGGCUAUUCGCCCUGCCGCUGGAGAUUAUAGCCGGCGCAUUGACGAUCCAGUACUGGAACGACCAUCUCAGCAAGGCCAUCUUUGUCACCAUUUUCCUCGUGCUCAUCGCCGUCAUCAACCUCGUCGGGAUCAAGGGCUACGGCGAGGCCGAGUUUGUAUUUUCCACCAUCAAGGUCACUGCCAUUGUCGGCUUCAUCCUCCUCGGCAUCGUCGUCAACAUCGGCGGCACGCCCCAAUCCGGCUACAUCGGCGGUCAGUACUGGGCCAAGCCCGGCCCGACCAACCACGGCUUCAAGGGCUUCUGCAGCGUGCUCGUCACCUCGUCCUUUUCCUUUGUCGGCACCGAGCUCGUCGGCCUCGCCGCCGCCGAGGCCGCCAACCCGCGCAAGACGCUGCCCAGCGCCAUCAAGCAGGUCUUCUGGCGCAUCGCCGUCUUCUACAUUGUCGCCCUCUUCCUCGUCAGCCUGCUCGUGCCGCACGACGACCCGCGCCUGCUCGGCGGCUCCAGCUCCGUCGACGCCUCGGCCAGCCCCUUUGUCCUCGCCGUCGAGAGCGUCGGCUCCACCAUCCUCCCCAGCGUCAUGAACGCCGUCAUCCUGCUCGCCGUGCUGAGCGUCGGCAACUCGGCCGUCUUUGGCUCCUCGCGCGUCCUGGCCGCCCUCGCCGAGCAGUCCCACGCGCCGCGCAUCUUUAGCUACGUCGACCGCAAGGGCCGGCCGCUAGUGGCCAUUGUCUUUGCGCUCAGCCUCGGUCUCUUGGCCUAUCUCGUCGACAUCAAGGUCCAUGCCGCCAUUUUCGACUGGCUGCUUAGCAUAUGCGGGCUGUCGAGCCUGUUCACUUGGACGAGCAUCUGUCUAAGCCACAUCCGCUUCCGCCAGGCGUGGGCCGCCGCCGGUAAUACCCUGAAUCAACUGCCCUACAGAUCGCAAGCUGGUGUCAUCGGCUCCUGGGUCGCCAUUGUCGCGAAUGUUUUUGUCCUCGCUGCUCAGUUCUGGAUGGCCGUCUCGCCCGUGCGCGCGAGCUCGACACCUAUGGACGCCUCGCAAAUGACCAACAACUUUUUCCAAAAGAUCCUGGCGGUGCCAGUCGUCAUUGUGUUUUACGUUGGCCACAAGCUCUGGUUCAAGACGAGGGUGAUUACCCUUCUGGGCAUGGACAUUGACACGGGCCGGAGCUUCUCGCGGCACCAGGUCAUGAGCGUCAACAGCAAAGACAGCUCCGCGCAGUGGCCACUGUGGAAGAAGAUAUAUAGAUCGAUUUGCUAG
This is a messenger RNA of Akanthomyces muscarius, 1899 nucleotides long. RefSeq lists its product as uncharacterized. NCBI's taxonomy places the organism in Eukaryota, Fungi, Ascomycota, Sordariomycetes, Hypocreales, Cordycipitaceae. Gene Ontology annotation, molecular function: amino acid transmembrane transporter activity. The transcript has 4 exons. Gene Ontology annotation, cellular component: membrane. Gene Ontology annotation, biological process: amino acid transmembrane transport. Bases 1 to 1899 code for a protein of 632 amino acids. The record is from RefSeq and is a predicted model, not a curated record.